Molecule: messenger RNA, 1393 nt
Organism: Urocitellus parryii (Arctic ground squirrel)
Lineage: Eukaryota; Metazoa; Chordata; Mammalia; Rodentia; Sciuridae
Gene: Cnpy4
Product: canopy FGF signaling regulator 4
Source: RefSeq, a predicted model, not a curated record
GGCAGGGUUUAAGGCUACGGCUUACCGCCUCUGAAUUUAAAGGGUCCGCCGCCUUCCCGAAGUUGGUUUGAAGGCAAAAGGUGGUUGUGCACCGCGCAUUGUCAUGGGACCUGUGCGGUUAGGAAUAUUGCUUUUCUUUUUGACAGUGACUGGUGCUUGGGCUGGGACGCCGAAAGAAGAGGACGAUGACACAGAACGCUUGCCCAGCAAAUGCGAAGUGUGUAAGCUACUAAGCAUGGAGCUACAGGAGGAACUGAGUCGCACUGGCCGAUCUCGAGAGGUCCUGGAGCUGGGGCAGGUCCUGGACACAGGCAAGAGGAGGAGACAUGUGCCUUACAGCAUUUCAGAGACAAGGCUGGAAGAGGCCUUGGAGAAUUUAUGUGAGCGGAUCCUGGAUUACAGUGUUCAUGCUGAGCGCAAGGGAUCACUGAGAUAUGCCAAGGGUCAGAGUCAGACCAUGGCAACAUUGAAAGGCCUAGUGCAGAAGGGAGUGAAGGUGGAUCUGGGGAUCCCAUUGGAACUGUGGGAUGAGCCCAGUGUGGAGGUUACAUUCCUAAAGAAGCAGUGUGAGACGAUGCUGGAAGAGUUUGAAGAUGUUGUAGGAGACUGGUACUUCCACCAUCAGGAGCAGCCCCUACAGCAGUUUCUCUGUGAAGGUCAUGUGCUCCCAGCUGCUGAAACAGCAUGUCUUCAGGAAACUUGGACUGGAAAGGAGAAGAUCACAGAUGGACAAGAGAAUGCAGAAGAAAAGGAGGAGGAGGAAGAAGAAGAGGAGGAGGAGGGGGAGAAGGAGGAGGAGAGAAUCAAGACUUCAGGCCACCCCAAGCAUGACCCAGAGGAUCUCUGACCCUUGCCUUUGAGCCCCCAGGAGGGGUCAUGGAGAAGAACCCUCUUAAGUCUCAGCUUUCCCUACCCCACAGCUUGAAGGGUGUGUGUGUGUGUGUGUGAGUGAUCCCACCCCAAGGCUUCUAACUGCUUUUUUCCCAAAUGACCUCAGGGAGGAUCUUGGGGAUGCAGGAUGACAUGACCAUGGGGAAAAUGGGGGAGCAGCAGGAGGAAGUCCUUCCAACACAUAUGAGCCUUCUGCCUGCCAUCCAACCACUUAAAUGGCAGGUGUGUGUGGUGACAGCAUUGAGCUUUCCUCUUUAAAGACAGUCAGCGAUGGCAUGGAGUUACGGGCCUUGAGAAAGUCACUAUGCCCCUCAAGAGAUCUGUUUUUGGACCCUUAUAAGAAAGAGGCCAGAACAGACAUUCUCUAUGACCUCACCCAGGAGGCUACAUACUAGCAAGCAGUGAACUAGACUAUGACAGUAGGUGGCGGUGAGGCAAUGAUAAGUUAGGUGGGGGUAAUUACUUGAUCUAUUCCGUAACUUCACGGGUGCCAUAUUUUCUA